Molecule: messenger RNA, 1254 nt
Organism: Cylicocyclus nassatus
Lineage: Eukaryota; Metazoa; Nematoda; Chromadorea; Rhabditida; Strongylidae
Source: the annotation of a GenBank genome assembly
AUGAAAGAAUGCAACAUUCUUGAUCAGCUGACGCGAACGCAAUAUCAAACUGUGCUAAGCCAUAUACGCGAUGUAAUCUUAGCUACUGAUAUCGCGGUUCACCUAGGACAAGUUGGCAGAAUCAAAGCCAUGGUCGACCAAGACUACGAUCCAAUGUCUCGUAAUCACCAAUAUUUAUUCAUGUGCUUACUUAUGACAUCCAGUGAUCUUUCUGACCAGUCAAAGGAUUUCAGUAAUUCCAAAGCUAUCGCGGAGAAUAUCUACAAGGAAUUUUUCUCACAAGGUGAUCUUGAGAAGCAGAUGGGUAAUAGCCCCAUGGAAAUGAUGGACCGCGACCGCGCAGCAGUGCCCAAGAUUCAGCUCGACUUCAUGGAUACUGUAGCUGUUCCUAUCUUCGAAAUGGUGGCCGAAUUGGUGCCAGAAGGCACGUCAACACUCGAGGCGAUUACAAUGAAUAGACGGUGUUGGGCUGCUCUUGAUGAAAUCCUAGUUGAACAAGGUAAUCGCCAUGUUCUCGGGCUAGAUUACCUUAGAGACGAUGAACUUGAGAAACAAGUGUUGGAACGGGUACAAGAAAAGAAGAAAAAGCAGAAAAAGUUAUGCGAACGAGUUGAAGAUGGACUUAAUAAUCUGAGAUCUGCGCUCGAAAGUCACAUCACCAAGGAAGGUCUUGCAGCUAUUGCCAAUGUUGCAGAUACGGCAUUCACGGUUGAUCUGUCCAAGGUGGUUAUGAGAUCUGAUCUCAAACAAGAAACUGAGCAUGUCCAGAAGAAUGUUGACGAAGACAGGGAGAGUGUGCAACGUGCAGUGUGCUACAACUUCGCGAUAGGAGUGCUAGUGACUCUUCUGCUUCUUUCUGUUCCUGGAGCGGGUUGCAUACCCAGCGAGGACGAUCGCCCUAUAAAUAUGAAGGUGCAGUGCGAGUCUUCCGGAUCACAGCCAACCAACAGAGAUCCGAUAGGAUACCUCUUUAGUGCAAUUUCUCCCGCUGUCUGUCUGAUACUGUUUUUGGUGCUUAACAAACUCGAAUUCUCGCUUCCAGCACCAGCACCAGCACCAGUACGCCCAGCGGAGUCCGCGCAUGAGUCGGCUCAGCCCCUUAUCACUCCCCCUAACCAGCCAUCACCGCCAGCGGUGAUGGCUGGCGCCGCGGGCGUUGGGAUUCCGAUCCCAGCGCCUCAGAGAUUCCCUAUGUUGACUUCAGGGGGGUGUGCAUCUGCACUCCCCCCUGAAGUCAACAUAGGGAAUCCCUGA